AUGGAUAUCGUCUUCCACCCCGGUGUAAACGGGUCAAGCCCUUAUGUCGACUUCUACCCAUACACGCCAUCAGCAACAGCUGGAUACGCCUUCGUCGCCAUAUUCGGCAUCUCGACAAUUGUGCACAUAAUCUUGACUAUCCCCUUUCGCGCUGCAUACUUUAUUCCCCUCGUAAUAGGCGGUAUUUGUGAAGCAUUCGGCUACUACGGACGAGCAUGGUCGCACCAGUCCAGAAGAGAUAUCGGGGCAUGGGCACUACAAGAAAUGCUCAUUCUCUGCGCUCCACCCCUCAUAUCUGCAACAGUCUAUAUGGUCCUCGGUCGUAUAAUUCGAUCUUUUGAUGCAGAACAUCUAUCCAGCAUCCGACCAAAACGCCUUACUCUCAUCUUCGUCUUGAACGAUGUCCUCUGUUUUUUGACACAGAUUGGUGGAGCAGGUGUACAAGUAACAGGCUCAGCGGAAAUUAUGAAUAUAGGCAAGAAAGUCGUAUUAGCGGGUCUAAUCUUCUCGCUUGUCGUCUUUGGUUUGUUUAUCUUGGUUGCUGCGAAGUUCCAUCGCAGACUGUUGACUUAUCCGCCUCCAAUGUUGACGAAUAACUCCGACCUUCACUGGGCGAGGUAUAUGUGGGCAAUUUAUGUUGCUUGUGUUGCUAUUAUGAUUCGGAAUCUGGUUCGGACUAUUCAGUUUGCGGCUAGUUCGACGGCUCCCGUUAACACCAGUGAGGUGUAUAUCUAUGUGUUCGAUGCGUUUAUGAUGUUUGUUUCGCUCUUUGUUUUGGCUGUCUAUCAUCCUGGUCAGCUGAUUAAAAAGGCGAGGAGGCUUGGGAAGACGGAUUUUGAAAGGCUGAAUACGCCGGAUAUGAUGGCGGAAAAUGUGCCAUUGACUGAGUAUGAGCCUGCUUCAAUGAAGAGGUAA
Molecule: messenger RNA, 915 nt
Organism: Penicillium longicatenatum
Lineage: Eukaryota; Fungi; Ascomycota; Eurotiomycetes; Eurotiales; Aspergillaceae
Product: RTA1 domain-containing protein
Exons: 2
Coding region: 1-915 (304 amino acids)
Cellular component (GO): membrane
Source: RefSeq, a predicted model, not a curated record